This is a messenger RNA of Seminavis robusta, 1409 nucleotides long. The record is from the annotation of a GenBank genome assembly. Lineage: Eukaryota; Bacillariophyta; Bacillariophyceae; Naviculales; Naviculaceae.
CACAACAACGCAACAACUGCAACAACGCCCACUGAAGCUUCUCACCAUGUUGUCUCGAGCGGCGCUUCAGCAACAAUGUCGGUUGAUCCGACGGGUCCCAUGCCACUGGCAGCAUUCAGGAAAUAAUCAAACGAUUGUAGUCCUUCGAUGGAACAACCGCCGAUGGCUUUCUGCCAAAUCCACUCCAGUCGUUGAGAAAGCGCAAACACAACAACAAGAAGGACGUUGGCGUUCGAGCCUCCGUCGAUUUGCCUUUUUCGUCAAGAUGCUUCGAAUUCCUGCACUGGGCCUGUCUGUGUAUGCACUAGGGCGACAACAGGGAAUCAUUGAGUGUUCUCGCAAUCCACGGUUGAUCGAAGACGAGCUAUUGCAGACCAUUUUGAUGGACGUGGGAGUCAAGGAUCGCAGUCAAGUCCAAAUCUACUCGUCCGAAGACAGUGUCACCUUGGCGGCGACGUCCGUGGGAAUUUUACAAUCCAAAACCAUUCGGAUUGGAAAUGACAUUGUGCGAUGUGCCAGUCUCUUUGUGCGAAAGAAACUGGCAAAAGCGAUUCAGGAUGUCAAAGACAAACAGCCAUCGGAUGUUUCGCAAGAAGAUUUUAUCAAGGCUUGUCAUAAAGACGAAAAUUUUGCGUACUGGACACAGGCACUGUAUCGAGUAGAAGGAGAAGAUCCAAACAUUCCAUGGAAAUACAUACUCAUUGACAGUCCACUGGCAAAUGCCUUUGUGACGGAAAUUUUACCACAGCGAUUCUUUGUCACCACCAAAAUGUUUGAUGAUUACAUUGAAAAUGAAGAUGAGCUCGCCGUGGUUUUGGGACACGAAAUGAGCCACCUCAUUUUAGGACAUGUCAGUCAACGCAACAACCUGGAAACGGCGCUCCGUACCGUGGAAGUGCUGCUCUUGUCCAUUGAUCCUACGGAGGGAUUGAUGAGUUUGGGAGUCAUUGCAGGACUGGCAUGGAUGCGAGGCGUGCUCAUGGCCUCCUUUUCGCGAGAACAUGAAACCGAAGCCGAUGAAUUGGGAACCCAGUUGGCUGCCAUGGCUUGCUACGACACCAAACGAGGAUCUCUCGUCAUGAAGAAAAUGCAUGAUCAUCAAGUCAAGAUGUCGGGACAACCAAAAAGCAAUUCGGACAGUCAUCUACUUCAUUUGCUAGACAGUCAUCCCCCGUCGAUAGAUCGCUACGAGAAGAUACUGAAACAAAGUGAAACAGAAAACCCACAAAAGUACAACUCCCAGUGUGCGACGAUUCAAGAACGAAUGAUCCAAGCAGUUUGGGGUGGAAGAGGCAACUAACUAAGAAACGGCGGUAGUAUGAUAGUUUCCUGUUGGCCUGCUGACAACUUUUCCUCGCAUACAUUCAUUUUGCCCUCUGUAAUCUAAAGACCCCAGUUUAAUUUUUGCG